CCUCCCCUCUACUGUACAGCUCCUGCGCUUCUACUGUACUCUCCUGCAGCGUGUACUCCAGGGGAAUCACUUCUUCUCCCCCCUCUGCGUCUCUCUGAUACUUAUCGGUUUUCUUUUCUUUUCUUUUUUUUUCUUUUUUUUUUCUUUUUUUUUCUUUCUGGGACAGAAGCGCAAAGAAAAAAAAGUCCCCGAUGAAGUCUCCUGCUGCCGGUGAAUAUGAGUGAGCGUCCACUAAUAGAAAAAAAAUGACUCAGUUUUUAUAUAUUUUUAUUAAACGUGGCUGAAAGUCACUUUUGUGGUUGUCCUGAAAGCUCCUGGAUGCACACUCUCACUGUCGGCACUAACGUGGGCUCCUCACAGCCUCACGUCCUUCCUUUGCUCCCGCUCGUCCGUCCGGCAGCAGUGCGCCGCAGUUUCGCGUAAAACCAAACCCUCCCGGGUCCAGUCCUCUCCAAACCCGCUCUGUAGAGGGCACAAACCACCGAUCGGACUCUGUGCGCUCCGUCCCGUGCUAGCGCCAUGGACGUGUUCAAGAGCCGGCUGUUGGGGAUAUCCGUGGCCGUGGCGCACGGCGUUUUCUCCGGCUCCCUGAACAUCUUGCUGAAGUUCCUCAUCAGUAAUUAUCACUUCAACUUCCUGACGCUCAUCCAGCUCCUGACCAGCAGCACCGCGGCGCUCACUCUGGAGACCCUGAGGCGGCUGGGGAAGAUCCAGAUCCCGGCGUUCAGCGUGCAGCUGUCCAAGGAGUUUGCCUCAGUGUGUAUCCUCUCCACGCUGCAGUCCACUCUGACUCUGUGGUCUCUCCGUGGCCUCAGCCUGCCCAUGUACGUCGUGUUCAAACGCUGCCUGCCGCUCUUCACGCUGAGCAUCGGCGUGUUUGUGCUGAGGAAUGGUGUCCCGUCCAUCGGCGUGGUGACCGCUGUCAUCAUCACCACCGCUGGAGCCGCGCUGGCUGGUGCUGGCGAUCUCACCGGCGACCCCUUCGGUUACGUCACCGGCGUGCUGGCGGUCAUCAUCCACGCCUCUUACCUGGUGCUGAUCCAGAAGAGCAGCCUGGACAGCGAGUAUGGGCCGCUCACUGCGCAGUACGCCAUCGCCGUCAUGGCCUCACCGGUGCUUCUGGUGUGCUCCCUCAUCUCCAUGGACACCAUCAGCAUGUGGUCGUACGAGGGCUGGAAGGACCCCCACAUCACGGUCAUCUUCGUCUUCUGCGUCUUCAUCGGCUGCGCCAUGAACUUCACCACGCUGCACUGCACCUACAUCAACUCCGCCGUCACCACCAGCUUCGUCGGCGUGGUCAAGAGCAUCGCCACCAUCACGGUCGGCAUGCUGGCCUUCAGCGACGUGGCGCCGACUGGGCUGUUCAUCGGCGGCGUGGUGGUCAACACCGUCGGCUCCAUCACCUACUGCGUGGUGAAAUACUUUGAGAUGAAGAAAAAGAGCUUGUACGAGGACCUGGAGGAGGCUGGGAAGGACGGUGCGCUACCCGGGGAGCCGUACCGAGAGAAGCCACCGCUGAGCGGCGACGGAGCUGUGGAUGGCGACGGAUCUGGUCCCGGAAAUCCAGACAUGGAGGGGGUGUUGAGCGGUGACGGGAAGGAGGCCGUGCCAGCUGGAUUGGCUAACGGAGAGGUGUACUCAGGAGAUGGGGGACACAGAGACGGAGAUUCAGGCAUGAAAUCCUGCGUCAUGACAGAAAAGGAGGCGCUGGAGAUGCAGAGGGAGCACCUCCAAAAGGAAAACACCACCCCCGGUCAGUCGGUUAGUGACAGCUAUGUUGGGGUGUGGAGGUCCAUCAGACAUCUGCAGUUUAUGAAGAAAGACCCUUUGAUUGACAACAUGGAGCAGCAGAGUCCGUAAAGGGUGGGACGGAGACCUGAACUGACUCUAGAAAACAAAACUGGAAUGAAUUUGAGGAUAAAAAAAACCACGAACAUGCUGAAGAAACGAGAGCAGAAGGAAAAAAAUACAGACGAGAGCUCUGUUUCCACCGGGGACCUCUUUUACUAGCGGUGCUGGGCAAAACUCUUGUUGGAAACACUGCUGUUGUUUCUGUGAUACCUCAAUGAAAGCCCACGCUUCAGUGCUAAAAGUUCAGUUUCAUCACUCAAGGCUUUGAUUGCAACAAAACAGCCCUGCAAUUUUGUUGUAAGCAGGAAAUAGAAAGUCAUUUUCUUUGUUCGUCAUGUGGUUAAAAAGAGGUUCCUGGUGGAGAGAAGUGGAUGAAGAGUUUUGGGCGAAGCUGCCCGUUGGUGAUAAAUUCUGCCUCUUGUCUUCUUUCAGCUCGGUGGCGUCUGGCGGGGACCAGGCUAAACGCAGUGUAGCAUGAUCUGGUUUUUGGUUUGCAUCCCCAACUGAUCAGCCAGCCUCUCAAACAACAGCAAGUCUUGUAAAAAAAAAUGUUAAAUAAAUACAUGAAAAAAACAAAAAACAAAAUGCAUUGGAUUGCAUCCAAUCAGGGAACAGCAAACAAACAGCAGACCACUGAAAGUUACUUUUUGUCACGUUGUCACCAGGGUGAAUUCUUGUUUUCCGACAGGCCGGGCGGAUGAAGAUGCGGACCAGAUCAAGUUUGUUCACUUGUAAAAGCAUGCUCUGGCCACAAAUGCUAACUACUCUAAUGCUGUGUCACACUGGGGUUGUUUGUGUCAGUAUGACUGAGUCUGACUGUGUCUUUUUUGACCCCGCAGGGUUCAAUGUUACACCUGUUUCCUGCUGAUUCACUGCAUCCGUUUUGCUGUAUGAAGGGAAACCAAGUGAAAAAAUAAUAAUGCAUAUAAGGCAUAAUGGUGGGUUUUAAUGUAACUGUCUGCUCGUACAUUGCUUAUUUCAUCUUUCUUGUUCCCUCCCUAGUGGUGCCACUAAUUAAGUUCCCAUGACACAAGUCCCUCCAUGCGAUCUCGUGAAAAAAGGUGGUGCUAUUGGUGAUGUAACGACGACCCACACGGCUAGAUGGCAGACUAGUAAACAUGGCGAGAUAAAUGCAAGCUAGUCAGGCUGGAGCAUAGAUAAGAGCAGGUGUAUGCCAAAUUUACAUCAUCACAACGACCACGCCCCUUUCUGGGUGAAAUCAAGUGCUGGUCUGCACUGACAUGGAUAUUUUUUAUAAGCAGAUAUUAUCCUCCUCUGUUUAAAAGAAAAACAUCCUGUCCACAUCACCUCCUUUUACAAAAUAUGAAAAAUAAAGAAGCCCAAAAAUAGUUACAAAUGCAGAAACUCAUGUGGGGCCAGUAGGUGUCAAUAAAGUCUACUUCGCGAUACGUCAAACACCAGAGAAAAACAUGACGAGCAUGCAUUGGCACCGUUCGAAAACAGUGUCGUGCUCAGCCUGAUCUUUCUCGUCGUCACUUCUAACGUCAGACAGAGAGGAUUUUUAUUUGCUGUGAUCAUCACGGCUCCAGUCCAACCAAAAGUGACUGCUCAUUUAUUAAUAUAAUCCAGGCCAUGAUCAUUUCUGAAACCUAACCAGAGGAGAGAAACAAACUGUGACUGAGAAGUGGUUAUGAAUAAAAAUAAUAAAGUCACCAAGUCUAACAGUAAAAAGCCAACAUUGAUAUAGUCCAGUCCACCAGUGAUAAUUACGCAUUUUUAUACUUUAUUACAGAAAGGUUUUCCAGGAGAAAUCUUCUCAUAAAACCACCCAAAUGGUCUUAAUAUAGAAAUGGGCAAAUACACAAAUUAUUAAAAAAACAAAGUGCACUCAGGGCACCAGCUGAGAUGGUCACAAAGCUAGCUGAAGUUUGCACUGCUACAUCCUGCAAAAGCUAUUUUCUACAUUCCUGAAUUGAAAAAGUGUGAAAGUUGCCCAUACACCAACGGGCGUGUACUUAUACAAAAGUAAACCUAUUCAAAUUAGCUUCAUAACCUUUUACAUUAACCAAAUGAAGGGUUAGGGUUACUGCAGUGAACUCUACAUCUCUGCUACUUUUCAAAAUAUGGCACUGUGUCUUUGCAGGAAAAACAUCUUGGUAACUGUGAAUAUUCCAUAAAUCUGCCUUUUGAACAUUUAUUACUAUAUUCUGAACCUCCAGUUUAUUUGCCACUAAUUCCUGCCCACAGUGAGGUCUGUGCAGAGGCGUCCAACACAAAGCAGAGCGUGGCUGCCUCUUUGUUGGGCAGUUACAUUCUCCAGUGCACACCUUGUCGAGGAUUAUCCCUUCCCUACUCCUCUCAUGAUUCAUUACAGGCAUCUUGAGAAAAGGUGGUAGAAGUAGAUUGCUGGGCUCAGCUGCUGUUUAAUCAGGUCACAGCUCUGGUUAGACCACGUGAUCCGAAAACUACUAAUGCUGGGGGCAAGCGUGCGUAAUCUACGCUGGUUUUAUGGAGGAUUCGCCAUUUUCUCAGCACAUCCAAUGUGAUGCGGCUUAAACAUACAGUUAGCACCAAGCCAGGAAAGGUGAUAUGCAUAACAUGAUGUAAGUCGAAGAGAGAAUAGAGGAAAGGAAUAAGAAACGUGAGGAAAUAAAUACGUUUGCCUGAUGCAUUCUUGCUUAGAGUGAAAUGUUCCAAAGGAUGCCUCACUCAUGACUGCAAAGAGCUGGAGUCGGGACAUGGUUAGCUUAGCUUAGCAUAAACACUAGAAGCAGGGGGAAACAGCUAGCCUGGCUCUGUUCAAUUCAAGUUAAAGAAUACCAAUCACUGUCAUUCCCAAGUCAUCAAAUACAGAUGUUCUGUCUCAUACAGACACACAGAGUCGCUAAAGUAAAUGUUAGCUCGGUACAUUUCUGCACAACCACAGUUUCUUUAUGUUUUAACUUAACCUUUGUUUAAUUUUCUAUUUGUGCCUUAUCACAAUGUUUAGUUAUGCUCUGAUUAGGCUUUGGCACAACAAACACUUGGUUAGGGUUAGGAAAACAUCACGGUUCGGUUUUGUUCACCAAGAGGAAGAUGGUUAGACUUCCCUUGAAAAUCACUGUUUGUGGUAUUGACAAAAACAGCUGGAAAAUGUCUCCAGGUGCCCUUAAAAAUAACCAGUGGUGUGAUAACUGCCACCACCAACCCCUCCACCUCCUGCUGGACAGGUGGCUAAUAAUCAUAUAACAUGAACAUGACAUGCCACAUUGGGUACAAAAUAUCAACCUUGGAUGCAUCUGUGGUUUGCAGAAAUUUUAACAGCUAACUUUAUAUCCUGGAGCCCUAACCCCAACCAGAACAUUGUGAAGUGGUUGCAUUUUGGUUUGGGUUAAAAUAAGUGAGUAAUAACUUGCUUACGUGUCAUAAUUGAAAUUACUUUAUAUGGGGAAGUUAAGUUAGGACAGAUCAAGAGGCUGAUUGAACAGUCUGAUUGUUGCACAUGUGUGAUUUUGACUGGUCACAGUUGAAGUCCACUCCAAAAUGUGCAUUUUCAUCCCAGAAGAAGUCUUAAAUUAUUUACUGCAAACUGCGAUAGAUGGAAGAAAACCCAAAAUUCAGAGAAGGUGAUGAAAUAAUACUCAAACUACUGAGAAAUCCCUUCAAGAUUUCUGCAUCCUCACCAAAAAACUUUCAGCUAAACUUGUUUGAAAAUGAUGGUGUUUUAAGAUUUCCUAGACAGGACAGACAAGAUGACAUCUCAGUUGAGGGCAGCUUCGGUCUGUUUAUGAGCUCAUGUAAAACUGUAAGGCGACAGGCGAUUCCGCUAAGAGGCCACUUUGUAAAAGAAGCAGCUACGUCUCAGUCAGGUCAAGUAGUAGUCAGGUUACUUUUCUCACAGCUUUUCUCACAGGGCAAUGUGGCUCGAAAUCACAAAGCAUUCUUUGUUUCUUGACAGUUUUUGAUUAAAAACCCACGUUUGAGACACACAGUUCGGUGUGUGCGUAGAAGCGUUGACGAUUGAUCCACAGCACUCUAUCUCCUGUGUCUCCGGCCUCUUUGUUUCUGUAUUUAACUCCAAACUGGAAACAUUAAUCUCCUGUCUCCUUCCGCGAAGACGGAGCCACCGGCGCCUUGAAUUGUGUGGAGAAAGAAAGCUGUCAACCGGUGAUAUUGAUUGGUAUCGAUUUCUCUUCUCACAGUCCCCAAACUUCAUUUAACGCUACAAAAGAUCUGAUGUCCCCUCGAGCUGCAGUAAACAGGGAGUGGGCUGUUUGCAGCAGCCUUGUUCAGACGUUGUUUUGGCCAUUAACUUUGUAACAAAAAGAUAAAUAUAAAUGUGGAAGCAUGAUGUGUGACUAGUUUGGUGUUUUCGGUGUGUUUCUGAGUGAGUCGGGCGGCACCACCACGAUUAACUGAUUUGUAAUGUUUCAAUAAAAGUGUCAAGGUUUGGAUGUUGUGACUGAGAUGGAGCCUCGCUGAGGGCUGAACAUGUACCAAUUUAGACUUUUUGUAAAUGUGACUCACCAAAAGUGCAUGAAUGUAUUUGCUUUUCUUUCUUAAAGGUGCACUUCGUCAGAUUGGCCACUCAUACUCCAAACAAAUAGGGGGCAGCAUUUCACCAGAUUAACCACUUACUGCUGCUAACUAUACUGACGAUAGCUUGUUAGCUCAGUUAGCUUUGCAGCUAGCUGGAGCACUGAGGAAGUCUUGUUUACACUGCUGGCACAGGAGUUUUGGAUCCACCAUGUAAAAGAGGUUUUCAGCCCCAGGGCUAGCUGGUUAGCAUGCUAAUUUCACUAGAAACCACUGCAAUGCAUAGAUGUCACGGAGAUAAUGCCAAUACUGUCAUUCCAUGCCAAUACUAUCUUACAUAUCGCACCUAAAACCUGCAGGUCCAAGUCAGAUUCUGACAAAGUUUCUUGUGAGGCAGCUGACAUUCAAUCAUUCUUCAUGUUCCCCUCUUUAAUAUGCCUGACACUCUUUUCUUGUCUAAAGUAAGUACAAAUGAGCUAGAUCAGUUUAUUGUAGCCAGCAAAAUUAGGAUUCGGUUUACACUUCGACAACUUCCUGAUAAUUUGCUCUCGCGUUUCCUGGGAAGAAAAUGAGGAGUUCAAUCAACACACCUCCGGUUAAUUAAUCCCAUUGAUUUCCUGCCAUAACCUUUCUCUUUAUGAGUCUUUUAAUCAGUGCACAGCGGGCUUGCUGAGCAUGGCUUGUGUUUAAAGGAUGAAUUUAACACAAAAAGUGAAAUUCAGUCAUCAUCCCCCCCCCAUGCUGAUGAAAAGUCAAGCUAGGUUUCAUAGUCCAUAGAACAUUUAUGGAGCUUCACAGCAACACAGCGCUGCAGCAUUCUCCUAAGCAACUGAAGUCGCUGGAGAUGGAAAAACAACCAAAAAAAACAAAAAACGCCUCCAAACAGCUCAUAUCUGGACUCCAAGACGUCCCAAUAUGAUUUGAAAAACGUUACUUACACCCCUUUUUUGAGCCAAAAUGAACUGGUGUGGAGCUAACACUUGGAGCUUUGCAGCUGCAGUGAAGUUUCAGCUGUAAGAGGGUGUAGAAAAAAAAAAAGUCUUUUCAAACCACUUUGUGAUCUCGUCUCAUCAGGAGACUUGGAUUACACCGGACGGAGCUGUAUGGAGCCAUAUUAUUGUCGUUUAUGGUUGUGUUGUAGAAGGAAAACAGUAUGUGGAGAGUUAAAGUGUAAAAUAAUGAGUGAAUAAUGGGUUUUAAUCGAGCUUGCAACUCAUAUUUUCCCAACAAUUAAUCACAGUUCUUUACAGGAAUCCUCCUGGAACAUUGCUAUGGGAGUUUACUUAUUAAGUUUUGUGUUCAUUGCAGUUAAAUGCAAAUUGGUACAUCUGUAUGUUUGUUUCUCUGUCAGUGUUACUGUUCAUUUGUUUCUGUCGCUGUACAAACAAUUUGAGCUCAAGUGAAUGUACUGUAUUCUAACUGUCCCCGACGAAAAAGAAUUGAAGUGAUGAAAAUGUUUUUUUGGUCGCAGCAGCAUGUUUGGAAGAGUGACGAGUAAAUAAACAGCCUGGUGUCAUGAAACUUUGUGAAAUGAGCAGAUUCCUUUGAAUAAA
Molecule: messenger RNA, 7880 nt
Organism: Acanthopagrus latus (yellowfin seabream)
Lineage: Eukaryota; Metazoa; Chordata; Actinopteri; Spariformes; Sparidae
Product: solute carrier family 35 member D3
Exons: 4
Coding region: 520-1860 (446 amino acids)
Cellular component (GO): Golgi apparatus
Molecular function (GO): antiporter activity
Source: RefSeq, a predicted model, not a curated record